AUGGGAGGGGGGUUGUGCAUGGCAAUCUUGGCAAUGCUUAUGACCGUCUGGGAGAUUUCAAAAAAAGCCAUAGAGUACCACAACCGACAUCUUAAAAUAGCUAAAGAAGUAGGAGACAAGCAUGGAGAGGGUAACGCUUAUGGCAAUCUUGGCAAUGCUUAUCACCGUCUGGGUGAUUCAAAAAAGUUAUAGAGUACCACAACCUACAUCUUAAAAUAGCUAAAGAAGUAGGAGACAAGCACGGGAGGGUAUCGCUUAUGGCAAUCUUGGCAAUGCUUAUCACCGUCUGGGUAAUUUCAAAAAAACCAUUGAGUACCACAACCUACAUCUCAAAAUAGCUAAAGAAGUAGGAGACAAGCAUGGGGAGGGUAACGCUUAUGGCAGUCUUGGCAAUGCUUAUUUUAGUCUGGGUGAUUUCAAAAAAGCCAUAGAGUACCACAACCUACAUCUUGAAAUAGCUAAAGAAGUAGGAGACAAGCAUGGGGAGGGUUGUGUUUAUGGCAAUCUUGGCAUUGCUUAUCGCCGUCUUGCUGAUUUCAAAAAAGCCAUAGAGUACUACAAGCAACAUCUUAAAAUAGCUAAAGAAAUAGGAGACAAGCAUGGGGAGGGAAACGCUUAUGGCAAUCUUGGCAAUGCUUAUUUUAGUCUGGGUAAUUUCAAAAAAGCCAUAGAGUACCACAAGUUACGUCUUGAAAUAGUUAAAGAAGUAGGAGACAAGCUUCGGGAGGGUUGUGCUCAUGGCGAUCUUGGCAAUGCUUAUUACCGUCUGGGUGAUUCCAAAAAAGCCAUAGAGUACCACAACCUACAUCUUAAAAUAGCUAAAGAAGUAGGAGACAAGCAUGGGGAGGGUAGUGCUUAUGGCAAUCUUGGCAAUGCUUAUGACUAUCUGGGUGAUUCCAAAAAAGCCAUAGAAUACCACAACCGAGAUCUUAAAAUAGCUAAAGAAGUAGGAGACAAGCAUGGGGAGGGUGGUGCUUAUAGCAAUCUUGGCAUUGCUUAUCGCCGUCUUGGUGAUUUCAAAAAAGCCAUAGAGUACCACAACUUACAUCUUCUAAUAGCUAAAGAAGUAGGAGACAAAUUCACGGAGGCAAUGGCCUACUGUUUAUUAGCAUGGGUUUUUGAGUUGCAAGGUACACUGCCAAAAGCCGUUGAACAUUACCAAGCUAGCAUAAACUUAUUCAAUUCCUUGAGAGUACUUCUAAUAUCUAAAGAUGAGUGGAAAGUUGAUUUUCGAAAUCAGCAUCAAGUGGCGUAUACGGGUUUGUGGAGAGUUCUCGUAGAGCAAGGUAAUGUAGAUGAAGCCUUAUUUGUUGCUGAGAAAGGACGAGCUCAAGCUCUGACCGACCUCAUGGAAUCCAGUUUUUGUGGUGGAACAAGUCACCACAAGGGAGAAGAUGAAGAUUGCGCAGUUUUAAAAAACCUUCCAUCAAACACUGUCUUUCAGGCAGUGGACGAAGCUAACGUCAAUCUUUGGGUUGUGUCCGAAGGAAAACAAGUUCAGUUAAGACAAAGUAAACUCAAAGGUUUUGUUUCAGAGAAUAGUGGAUCAAGCCUGUCCUUUAAGUCGUUCAUGCUCGGUGUCUAUACACAACUUGGUGUUCUUUCUAAUGUGAGAUGCGAGAAUCGAUCUUUAGAUGCUUUGAGGGAGGGCCGUUCAAAAGUGGAUGAGAAAACCAAAGAAGCCAAGCCUCAACCUCACAUCCAACAAGACGGAUGCUUGAGCACUUUGUAUGAUAUCGUUAUGAAGCCGGUGGCUGACUUGAUUGAAGGGGAUGAGCUACUCAUUAUUCCUGAUGGACUCCUGUGGAUCGCUCCUUACGCUGCAUUGAAGGAUGGUAAUUCUAAAUACCUGUGUGAGUCGUUCAAAAUCCGAGUCGCUCCAUCGUUAGCAAGUCUUAGACUCAUUGCCGAUUGCCCAGAUGAUUAUCACAAAAGCAGUGAUGCGUUACUCGUAGGAGAUCCGUGGGUAUCCGAGGUUACUAACAGCGAGGGAAAGAAAGUCUUCGAGCAGCUUCAGUAUGCUAAAAUAGAAGUAGAAAUGAUCGGAAAAAUUCUGAAUAUCACGCCAAUCACUGGCAGUCAGGCCACGAAACGUGAGGUGUUGAAAAGACUCAGUUCCGUUUCUCUAGUUCACUUUGCGGCACACGGACGUAUGGAAACUGGCGAAAUUGCUCUUACACCUGACCCAGACCGAAUAUCUACUGUGCCAACGGAGGAGGAUUACAUUUUAACAAUUGGAGAUGUGUUGAAUGCUCAACUUCGGGCCAAACUUGUUGUGCUUAGUUGCUGCCACAGCGGCCGGGGCGAGAUCAAGGCUGAAGGUGUGGUUGGCAUUGCGCGCGCUUUUAUGGGGGCUGGUGCUCGGUCUAUUGUGGUGUCCCUGUGGGCGAUUGAUGACGAGGCUACUCUUGAGUUCAUGAAAUACUUUUAUCAACAUCUUGCAGGCGGUAAACCAGCAAGCGAGUCACUGAAUCUGGCCAUGAAAAGCCUCAGAGAAUCAGACAAGUUCUGCGACAUCAAACACUGGGCGCCCUUUUUGCUGAUUGGAGAUGACGUCACUCUUGACUUCAUGGCA
Messenger RNA from Pocillopora meandrina, 2575 nucleotides. NCBI's taxonomy places the organism in Eukaryota, Metazoa, Cnidaria, Anthozoa, Scleractinia, Pocilloporidae. The record is from the annotation of a GenBank genome assembly.